This is a messenger RNA of Ustilaginoidea virens, 1992 nucleotides long. RefSeq lists its product as uncharacterized. The coding region runs from base 1 to 1992 and encodes 663 amino acids. Gene Ontology annotation, cellular component: nucleus. The transcript has 6 exons. The record is from RefSeq and is a predicted model, not a curated record. Gene Ontology annotation, molecular function: DNA binding; DNA topoisomerase type I (single strand cut, ATP-independent) activity. NCBI's taxonomy places the organism in Eukaryota, Fungi, Ascomycota, Sordariomycetes, Hypocreales, Clavicipitaceae. Gene Ontology annotation, biological process: DNA topological change.
AUGAAAGUCCUAUGCGUGGCCGAGAAGCCAUCAAUAUCCAAGGCUGUUGCUGGUCAUUUAUCAGGCGGAAGUCUACAAACUCACAACACCAGGACUCAAUACAUCAAGAAUUAUGUCUUUGAUUUCGACUUUGGACAGUCCCUGGGCCAUUGCUCUGUUACCAUGACUUGCGUUACCGGGCACCUCACCAGCAUCGACUUCCCAAGCGAGUACAGAAAUUGGAGCUACCCACCGCCAGAGACCUUGUUCAACGCUCCGAUUGUCACCAAUAUUUACGAUGAUAAGAAGUCUAUAGCGAAAAAUCUUGCAGAUCAAGCCAAGUAUGCGCAGUUGUUGGUCAUAUGGACAGACUGUGAUUUGGAGGGAGAGCAUAUUGGCCAAGAGAUCGUCGACGCUGCCCGCAAAGGUAAUUCCAGAAUUCAAGUGAAACGAGCCAAGUUCAGUAACGUGGAGAGAGCGCACGUUCUUUCUGCUGCCAGGAGAUUGGUAAAUCUAGAUGAGAAGCAAGUCAAUGCCGUCUCAACCAGGAUUGAGCUCGAUCUUCGAAUCGGAUGUGCAUUCACCCGCUUCAUGACAAAUAGUUUGAAGUCACUUGGCGGCCCGAUGGAGAAUCUGGUGUUAUCCUACGGUUCUUGUCAGUUCCCCACGCUCGGCUUUGUUGUUGAUCGAUACUUUCGUGUCAAGAAUUUCGUGCCUGAAGCGUUUUGGACGAUAAAACUUGUAUACAACCGGGAAGGGAAGAAUGUUCAGUUUUCCUGGGCAAGAAACCGUCUUUUUGAUCGCAUGUCGACCAUUGUUCUUUACGAGAGAUGUCUCGCUGCCAAGACAGCAAAAGUGGUCAACGUCCAAGAAAAGCCUACCAAAAACUACAAACCAUUGCCGCUCACUACUGUUGAACUCCAAAAAGCUGCUACUCGCUUGCUUGGACUGAGUGGUCAACAGGCGAUGACCAUUGCCGAAGGGCUGUAUAACCGUGGUUUCAUCUCGUAUCCUCGUACUGAGACGGACCGUUUCGACAAAGAAAUCAAUCUGAAAGCUCUUGUUCAAAAACAGACCGGUGACGAGCGAUGGGGGCCGUUCGCUCAAGGUCUGGUCAACGGUGCGUUUACGCAGCCCAGAGAGGGCAGACAUGACGACAAAGCACACCCCCCUAUCCAUCCAAUCACUUAUGCCGCGCCCAGCGUCUUGAACUAUGACGAAGGUCGACUAUACGAGUACGUGGUACGUCGAUUCCUGGCAUGCUGCUCGGAAGAUGCUCUUGGUAUGAGGACCAGUGUCGACCUUGAGUACGGCAUCGAAUCCUUUAGUGCCCACGGCUUGAUCGUGUUGGAAAAGAACUAUCUGAACGUCUUCAUCUACGAUAAGUGGGAUAACACGGCAGAGUUACCCAAGUUUACAAGGGGUGAAGUCUUCCAACCUACAGAAGCCUCGAUGACCGAGGGAAAGACUUCGCCACCGAAUUAUCUCACUGAAGCGGAUUUGAUCGCUCUUAUGGAUGCGAACGGUAUCGGUACAGAUGCUACAAUGGCGGAGCACAUCCAGAAGAUUCAGGACAGAGAAUACGUCGCAACCAUUGACAGGAGUAGGUCGACAGCAGGUGACGAUGGCAGUGAUGGCCAAAGCAAUCCGCCAUCGGCCCGAGGAGUUCCAGAUGGCGGACGUGGCCGUGGACGUGGAGCUAGAGGCCGGGGAGGGUCGAACGCAGUUAGGGUUCGGCAAGGUGGGGUGCGCAUAUUCGUUCCAACACAACUCGGCGUCGCCCUGAUCCUAGGAUACGACCGCAUGAAUUUCGAAACCAGUCUUGGCAAGCCCUUUCUCCGCAAGGAGAUGGAGCUGAAGAUGAAAGCAAUAUGUGAAGGCCAAACGACCAAAGAAGUCGUGCUACGUGAAAGCAUCAGUCAGUACCGACGUGUGUUUAUGCAGACACAGGAGAAGUUGGAUGUCCUGCGAGCAGCUUGUCGAGAAUUCGUGUUUGCUCAGCCUGUGAGUUAG